AUGUCUUUUCUUGAUUCAGAAUGGACAUGGUUGAAUGGUGAAAAUGUGGGCAACUCUCCCUCAACGUUUGAAAGUCCUGGAUCAAGGAGUGGAAGCACAUCGUGGAGAGACACAAAUGGUGAUGUUUGGUUAUUUGGUGGAAGAGGUUUCUCAGAUUUAAUCAGAAAAAAGGCAUUUCUUUUGAAUGACUUAUGGAGAUACAACAUUCAUACAAAUAAAUGGACAUUGGUUCACCCUGGUUCAGUGUCCACCACUGGAGGAACUGUUGAAUUUCGGGAUUUGAAAUGUCCCUCCCCACGUCAGUUAGCCACUAGCUGUGGAGUGACCAAUACAACUCUGAUAAUAUAUGGAGGACAAGGAAAAGGUGAUAAAUCUCUGGGCGAUACAUGGGUGUAUUUUAUUCCAAAACAGAGAUGGUUGUUAUUGGAUAAAUCACAGAUACAAAGUGAAAAUGAGACAUUAGUAAAUACUACUAGUUCAACUGAUGCUGAAACUCUAGCACCAGUACCAAGAAGUGAUGUGGUUUCUUGGUGUUUGGGUGAAAGAAUGGUUAUAUUUAGUGGUUUAGAUCAAAAUAAUCACAUUCUUCAUGACAUGUGGAUAUUAUCAUUAAAAACUUUGAAGUGGAAGGAAAUUAUUUAUAUGACUGAAAUGGGCAAAAAUCAAAGCUUGAAUAUUUUACCCCGAAUUGGAGCAACUAGUUGGGUCUUGAAGAAAAAAAUAUUAUACAUGUUUGGAGGAAAUACUAAAAAUUCCAGUUUUUCUCUACAUUCUACCAGUGGAUAUAUUUCUGAUUUGUGGAAGUUUAAUUUAACAGAUUUUAAAUGGACCAGGAUAUAUGGAACAAGUCAGCUAGAGACUACAGGUGUUUACAGUACUCAGUUUAACUCCAGUUAUAAAACACACCCUGGAAGCCGACAAGGUGCUUUAGGCUGGGUUGACUCUAAAGGCUCUCUGUGGCUUUUUGGUGGUGAUGGAUUAGACAGACUUCCAUCUGGAACAUUUAAACAAUCAAAGCUUCUUUCAGAUGUAUGGAGAUUUCAAAUCCAUACUAAAAUAUGGACAUGGAUGGCUGGGAGUAGUGAUGGAGAGGCUGAUGUAGAAUAUGGCAUUAAAGGGGAGGCAACCAGUGAAGCAUUAAUUGGAGGGAGAUGUAGAAGUAAUGGAUGGACAGGAAGACAUAAUAAGUUUUAUAUAUUUGCUGGUUUAGGACAUGAUAAAUACAACCAAGAUGGCUAUUUAAAUGAUUUGUGGUUGUUGGAUGUGAAUGGAAUUUUAAACUCUGGGAAACCAGUUUGGUAUAUUGUGUUCUUUGUAUUUUGUGUUGUUUCCAUUAUCUUGAUCAUAGUGGCCCUAUCAUUGUUUACUAAAGACAAAUAUAGUAACAGUUCAUUACUGUUUAAAAGCAGAUAUGAUAAUGAUAUCAAAUAUUCCCACUUACCAACUACAGGAGAUUGA
This is a messenger RNA of Lottia gigantea (owl limpet), 1458 nucleotides long. RefSeq lists its product as hypothetical. Gene Ontology annotation, molecular function: protein binding. The coding region runs from base 1 to 1458 and encodes 485 amino acids. Lineage: Eukaryota; Metazoa; Mollusca; Gastropoda; Lottiidae. The record is from RefSeq and is a predicted model, not a curated record. The transcript has a single exon.